UGUGGUGAGCUAAUCGUUAGUGUAGCUGAGUUUACUGAGCGUGUGUGCUGUGCUGAGUGUGUGUUUGUGUGCAGAAAUGUCUGCAGGGUUUUCUCCAGAGUUGCUGGAGGAGCGGUUGCGGAGUUUACAGGAGCUGACGGAGUUUACCGAAAGCUGUCGCACACAGCUCACCGAGGUGUUUUCAGCGCUGGACUGGGAGCCGAACUGGGGAACAGACUCACGGGAACAGAUGGAGGUGUGCUCCUUUGAUGCAAAUCAUAGAGUUCCGAGCAGAAGCAUGGAAAAACAUAAAGCAGUGUGCCAACUCGUCCAAUUAGGAUACUCCAGGGAGGAGCAGGCAGAGAUGUACGAUCCAUCAGUUUGCUAUGAGGGGACAAAUAUUUCCAGCAUAAAACUGGAUAAACACGAACAGCAUCAAGUUAUCCUGCAGGCUCAGGCAGGUGCCCCUGCAGUCUCCUCCGCAGGAAUCUAUUGCCAAGGCGAUUACUCCACUGAACCUGCGGAUGUGCCUCAGAACUACAAGCGAACAACAUGUGACCUCACAGUGGCUGAUCGGUUGGCUCUGUAUGAUCACGUUGUACAAAAGGCCAAACAGCAGAGUGCACAGGCACAGUCAUCCAGCAACGAGGAUCUUUACGUAGAUCUUGUCUCCAAGCUUAAGAAAGAUGAAGCGCAGAAUGCACCAAAGUCUCACCUUGAGGUUUUAGCUGAGAUGAGGGACUAUAGGAGACGGCGCCAGUCCUACAGAGCAAAGAACGUUCACAUCACCAAGAAAUCUUACACUGAGGUUAUUCGUGAAGUGAUUGAUGUCCACUCUGGAGAGCUAGCAAAACUGUGGCAGGAGGAGAGGAAGGAAGAGUCCAAAACAUCACAACACUUCCAUCGGAAGCAGUCUGGUGAAGGCCGCUCCGCAUCUGUUGAGUCCCGCACCAGCUCCAGAGAGGAAAACAGCUCCCGCUACAAACACCAUUGGAAACGCAGCCGAGAAAAGGACAGCAAAAGCAGGAAGAGGGAUUCUCACUCUCCUGAAGAAAAACACCACAAGAAAAAGAAAAAGAAGAAAAGUAAAUCGUGAAGUAUUUGAUUGUUUAGGGAAGGAAUUAGCAUGUGAUAAAACCAGACAUGCACAGUGCAUAAUCCUGUAUUUGUGAUUAAUCUUUACCUGAGCCUAUGUAAUUUGUGUAAUUUGAAUGUGAACAAUAAAAUAAAAUCAUUUCUUAAAUAA
Molecule: messenger RNA, 1225 nt
Organism: Astyanax mexicanus (Mexican tetra)
Lineage: Eukaryota; Metazoa; Chordata; Actinopteri; Characiformes; Acestrorhamphidae
Gene: snrnp48
Product: small nuclear ribonucleoprotein 48 (U11/U12)
Exons: 9
Coding region: 77-1075 (332 amino acids)
Cellular component (GO): nucleoplasm; cytosol; U12-type spliceosomal complex
Source: RefSeq, a predicted model, not a curated record